GUUUUUUUUAAGUGUCCUUGUUUUUUUCAGACCCUAGUGAACGAGCAGCUGGUCCUGAAGAGAGUGGCAGAUGUUCUGAUCCACCUCUACGCCAUGACAGCCGUCCUGUCCAGAACCAGCCGCUCCAUCAGCAUCGGGCUCAGGAACCACGACCACGAGGUGCUGCUCGCAAACACUUUCUGCACUGAGGCUUUCUUCAAGAACAAUUACUGGAUGACCCAACUGCAAAAGCACUCUCCUGAAAACAACGAUGCCAACAUCAAGAAGAUCGCCAAGGAGGUGUUGGACAACAGAGGCUACGUGUGCUCUCACCCUCUGGAGAGAACAUUCUGAGCCUGACCAUGUGACUGGGAAUCCUGCAUUCUGAUUGGACCAUAUGGACCAGUUCAAUUCUCUGCGACAGCAAUUUGUCUAUACUAUUCUUAUGACUUUGGAUGAGUUUUUUUGGUGCAGUUAAUUAAUAAAUCAAGCGAUUUAUAUUGUAGUUACUGUAUUUUAUUAACCAUGGCUUCAAGGAUAACCCCUCAGAUGGAAUUAUAUGAGUUUUAUUCAAAGUGCUCUUAGAGUUUAGUGCUGCUCAGAUGAUGUUUGUGUCUUCAUGCUGGGUGCAUACUUCUGAAAAGUGAAGAUGCUCUUCUCCUUGUCCGUCAGAGGCAGGGCGGUCCGCUUGUACAGAAACGAAGGCUGCUUUUUGAAGCUCCUGUAAGAAGCAACAGGACAUACCACAUGCACAUUAAACCUCAUGAUUUCA
Messenger RNA from Notothenia coriiceps (black rockcod), 751 nucleotides. RefSeq names its product acyl-CoA dehydrogenase family member 9, mitochondrial-like. The coding region runs from base 94 to 333 and encodes 79 amino acids. The transcript has 3 exons. The record is from RefSeq and is a predicted model, not a curated record. NCBI's taxonomy places the organism in Eukaryota, Metazoa, Chordata, Actinopteri, Perciformes, Nototheniidae.